Molecule: messenger RNA, 2679 nt
Organism: Anguilla anguilla (European eel)
Lineage: Eukaryota; Metazoa; Chordata; Actinopteri; Anguilliformes; Anguillidae
Gene: rchy1
Product: ring finger and CHY zinc finger domain containing 1
Exons: 9
Coding region: 97-870 (257 amino acids)
Biological process (GO): ubiquitin-dependent protein catabolic process; protein ubiquitination
Cellular component (GO): nucleus
Molecular function (GO): zinc ion binding; ubiquitin protein ligase activity
Source: RefSeq, a predicted model, not a curated record
CUACUUCUAUAUAUUCCAAGCCAAGUCACGCUUUACCUUUAAACGCCUAGACUAAUUACUUCCGCGGAAAUAUUUGGAUGGGACACCAGCAUAAAAAUGGCUGCUUCUGAGUCUGGAUGUGUCCAUUAUGUGCGCAGCUGUUUACUAAAAGCUCCCUGCUGCGGGAAGUUCUAUGUUUGUCGACUGUGCCACGAUGCUGAAGAAAACCAUCAGAUGGAUCGCUUCCAGGUUAAAGAGGUCAAAUGCUCUGUGUGUAACACGGUCCAAACGGCACAGCAGACAUGCCAGCAGUGCGGUGUGAAAUUCGGGGAGUACUACUGCGACGUCUGUCACCUGUUUGACAAGGAUAAGAAGCAGUACCACUGUCAGCCGUGUGGCAUAUGUCGGAUUGGACCAAGAGAAAAGUACUUCCAUUGUGCGAAGUGUAAUCUAUGCUUGGUUAGCGAUCUGCAAGGAAAUCACAAGUGUGUUGAGAAUGUCUCGCGACAGAACUGCCCGGUGUGUAUGGAGGAUAUCCACACCUCCAGAAUAGGAGCUCAUGUUCUUCCUUGUGGUCACCUUCUACACAAAACCUGUUUCGAAGACAUGUGUAAAACUGGCGCGUACCGCUGCCCGCUGUGCAUGCGCUCGGCCUGGAACAUGGAGGACUGCUGGGAGGACAUGGACAAGGAGAUCUCCCAGACCCCCAUGCCCAGCGAGUACCAGGACGCCACCGUUAAGAUCAUCUGUAACGACUGCCAGUCACACUGCACAGUGCCCUUCCACGUCCUGGGCAUGAAGUGCAGCAACUGCGGCUCCUACAACACUGCCCAGGAUGGGGGGCUGGAGCCACGGCAACCGCAGCCACAGCAACAGCAGCAGUCGCCGUAGUGACACAGGAGGAGGACACGCCCGCAUUCCGCUGCCUGCACCAAUCCCGGACUCUGUUCCUGCCACCCAGUCUCCAGCUUCCCGGAGGAAGUCCCAGAACUUCAGGCUGCUCCAAUUAAUUUUGUUUGUUGCUUAUUGUAUACAAUUGGUUUGUUCACAAGGGGUGAUUUGAUUUGUCAAUAUUACUAACUAAACCGUUGCUUAUAAUUGUGUUAAAGGACAUUUUCACCACAGUUGGCUCUAUCCUUUUGUUGCUACUUAUGUUUGCUGUGGGAGUAAUCUUUCAAAUAUUUGAAUAUAUAGCUGUACCAAAUAUAGCCUGAUUGGUAUUCGUAAAUUAUAAAUCAGAUUUUUAUUAAAUUCUGUUGUGGUCUUCAAAAGGGGUCUUCCAGUGUAGCAUUGUAGUACUGUUUCAGCAGCAUCUGGUGAACAUUGACGGUGAUGUUGCAGUGAACUCUUUCGAGAUGAAGCUGACGAGAUGGGGAGCCUCCUGUUGACGCUGAAUCGCUUGAUUGGCAGACGCGUACCUGCAGCUUCACAGAUGAUGAAGAUGAUGGCAGGUAGCAGAAAGUGUAAUCUUCGGCUGGCAGUUAGGGUUGCGCUAACGUGGGAGCCGUGUCAUCGCAUGUGAUGUAUCAGAAUCUUAGGAGUACUCUGACAGAGUAUCAAAUGCAUCACAUUCUGGGUUUAGUAUUGCCAUCUAAACAUGGUAAAUACAUUUUUGGGUGACUUCUUCCUUUAUUAUUUUAGUUGCCACGUGUCGGUGAAAUGGAGCCUACACGUUUUAGAAUGUGAAGUGUUCUGCAUGGAGUCAGUCUCUCUGAGUCUACUCGGAUUGAUCCUUGAAUAUCGUUCUUUUAAAUCCUCUUCCAUCCGUGUCGGAAAUUGCCUGAAAUUUCACUUUCUCCGAUCCGACCUUCGAAUCGCGCCCAUCUCUUGGGUUUUGAGUGCCUGCGGUGGUGUAGCGGUUUGUGUUGGUCCCUCGCAGCUGUUGGAGCUUUAUUCUGCAAUAUUUCACAUAGUCUUUCACAGAGAGCUUUUCGCCCAGCGUCCUACUGUAGUCUUCGAUCCCGAAAUGAAGAAUCGUAGUGGUUCAGCAGAAAUGCAGAUUGAGUGGGGAGCGUUUCUGUCUGUGGGCUGGCUGGAGCAGUGGUGUUCGAACAUGGUGGACUGAACCAUAACCAGGGCGGUGGGGGAGGACCUACAGACUGGGCCCUCCCCUCUGGUCAUGUGACCACCUGCUGUCUGCAAUACUAACAUUGGGGCAAUGAAGGUGAUUUAAUUCACCACUCAUUUCAGUUAGGAUUCUUUCCAGCUUCUUUAUAAUCUGCAAGUAUAUAUUUUUAUUUACCUUGUUACAGCUUCUGUGUUGAAUCAUAUGGUGGUCUUUACGUGCAUUAGUUGCUUGUAAUUUAUUGUAAUUUUUUCCAUUCUCGAGAAACUCAGGAAAGUCAAGUAUAUAUUGAUAUUAAAUGUGUAAUGACAUGCAAUCUGUCAAAAUUACAAGUGUUGUUGAACUUAAUUUUUGUUUGUGAACUUGCAUAAAACCAAGCCGAUUCACGUGACUUCCCAAUGCAGCCUGAUGACAACUAGUUAUUUAAUUAGCUUUAGCUAAUUGAACCAUUUUGUACAAAAAGUCACAUUUGUAUAGAACAAUUAUAUUAUCUCUCUUCCUGCUGGGCUUAUAUUGAACAACUUGGUAUUGCUGAGAGAGGAAUCGUAGACAGAGUGCUUCUUGUAUGGUUUAUUCUGUAGGUAAUGCUUUAUUUGUAAAAGAAAGACAAAUGUAAAUAAAUGUUCUAGAGAGUG